AUGUCCGAAGGCGCAAGUACCGUAAUCCCAGUAGAAAAUUGGCCAAUAGAUUCCACUAUUCAAAAGCUUAAAGAAUAUCUUGAAGAGAAAACACAAAUACCGGUUGAUUUUCAGAAAUUGAUUUAUAAAGGAACACUUAAAAAUGACACAACAUUACGAUCUAAUAAUUUUAAAUCUGGUAUCAAAGUAAUGUUAAUGGGAAGUUCUCAGCAAGAUAUUCAAAAAAUAAAAGAAUUUGAUUCGAAAAUAAUACAUCAACCUUUCGAAUCAAAAUCGGAAUAUUCCAUAAAUCCAUAUAAAAACGUAAAAAAAACCGAGGAUUCAUCAUCUAGUAAAUACACAUUUCAUAAUAUAAAAGUCAUAGAACAUUUUCCUAAUUCGGAUAAGGCACGAGAAUUACUUAUGAAAUUACGUGAUGAUCGAGGGAUUCGUGGAAUAAUGUUAAAACACCAAUGGAGUGUUGGGAUAUUACAAGAAUUAUCACCAGCCGAACAUACAAUAUUAGGGUAUAAUCAAAAUGCUGGACAAUUAAUUUCCAUAAGGUUAAGAACGGAUGAUAUGGAAGGUUUUAGACUAUAUUCAACAAUUCGAAGAACCUUAUUACAUGAGUUAUCUCAUAAUGUAUGGGGAGAACAUGAUGAAAAUUUUCAUCGUCUUAAUAGACAACUGAAUGAGGAAGUUGUUUCAUUGGAUUGGACUGCUUCAGGAGGAAAUCAAUUAUCCAAAGAGAAAUUUUAUAAUCCAUCAGAAGAAAUUGGAAUUAAUAAUAAUCAAUCAUUUGAAGGUGGAACUUUUACAUUAGGUGGAGAUCCAACACGAAAAAGAAAUAUGGAAAUGCGUGAAUUAUUAGCAGAAGCAGCAUUAAUUCGUCUUACCAAAGAAGAAAUCGAAUUAGAUGAGAAAUGUGGUUCUGUCAAACGUAAUAAAUCAUUAGAAUAG
This is a messenger RNA of Diversispora eburnea, 939 nucleotides long. NCBI's taxonomy places the organism in Eukaryota, Fungi, Glomeromycota, Glomeromycetes, Diversisporales, Diversisporaceae. The record is from the annotation of a GenBank genome assembly.